Gossypium raimondii (Peruvian cotton) is the source of this 1864-nucleotide messenger RNA. RefSeq lists its product as uncharacterized. Gene Ontology annotation, cellular component: NuA4 histone acetyltransferase complex. The transcript is spliced from 5 exons. Gene Ontology annotation, molecular function: protein binding. The record is from RefSeq and is a predicted model, not a curated record. Bases 262 to 1620 code for a protein of 452 amino acids. NCBI's taxonomy places the organism in Eukaryota, Viridiplantae, Streptophyta, Magnoliopsida, Malvales, Malvaceae.
CCAUUCAUAUAUGUUACUUGUUUGCUCCAUAAGUUUCUCGUUUUUGCUAUUUCCAUUACCAUUAAAGAUUGAUUUUUUUCCCCUACCACAUCCUUUUUAACGAAUUUCAAUUUUCAUCAACUAAAAAUUUGAAAACAACCGCUCGUCUUCUCGUACAAAAACCGCCUUUUGCCUGUUUUGAAAAGACGGUGGCUUUUAUAAUUUCCGGUGGCGCCUUGUCGUCUUCGUUGCUAUUGAAGUGACAGUGUCCUACAAGUAGUAAUGGGAACAGAGAGGUGGGGUACGUGGGAGGAGCUUUUGUUAGGCGGGGCGGUUCUCCGUCAUGGUACCCGAGAUUGGAACCUCGUCGCUUCGGAGCUCCGGACCAGAACUGUUGCUCCUUUUGGAUUCACCCCCGAGAUUUGUAAGGCUAAGUACGAGGAUUUGCAGCAACGUUACUCAGGUUGCAAAGCUUGGUUUGAAGAGUUACGUAAACAGCGAAUGGCAGAGCUGAGGCAAGCUUUAGAGAAAACCGAAGACUCAAUUGGGUCACUGGAAUCAAAGGUAGAGGGCUUGAAAGCUGAGAAAAGAGAUGAUUCCCAGGUUAUUUACGGUUCCAGUCAGACAGAAUCAGCUAUACCAUGUCUUAAAUCUGAGGGAAUUGAAUUUUCCAGUAAGGACAAAUGUAAGGAUGGACUCUCUGCCGGUAGUUUCACACAGGAAGCUGAGACAACCUGGCCCCCUCAUUGUCUGAUUCCCGUUGCUGUGCCUGCUGAAGUGAUGGAUGUGAAGCAAGGAGCUUCACUGACCUCUGAGAGAGAGCAAAUUUCAAGCAUCGAUAAGUUGUUUGGUACUUUCUGUGGAGGAAGGUUUCUGAGUAUAAGGAAGAGGAGGGGGAAGAGGAAGAGAAAAGAUUGCAGCAAAAAUGCCAAAGAAGGGAGUGUUGGAGAAAGCGAGUUCCUAGACCCAGCUGAUGUUGCAAAUGCUUCAUGGUGCAAAGAAACUUCAGCCAGCAGUGAGGAUCAGAACAGAGGUUCCAGCAGUGAAGUGAUUGAUGAUAUAAUGGGAAUAUUCAGUUCUAUAGCCAAGAAUGAUUGCAUGAGUGUCUUUCGGAGAAGGCUUGAUAGCCAGAUAAAUCUCAACACGCAGGAAAGAGGGAGGUACAAGAAAAUGAUCCGGCAACACAGGGACUUUGACACUAUAAGAUCGAGAAUAGCCAGUAAGUCCAUCAUGUCGGUAAAAGAACUGUUCCGUGAUAUGUUAUUAGUUGCCAACAACGCCCUGGUUUUUUAUUCCAAGAACACUCGUGAAUAUAAAUCCGCACUACUCCUUAGACAUAUUGUCACUGCAACUUUGCAACAACAUUUGAAGGAGUACAGAAGCAAGGUUCCCUUGCAUAAGCCUCUUGCAAAGCCCCGAAGCAUUCACCCAAGUCAUCACGAACGGCUAGGAAACACUACCAACAAUGAGACUCCAGUAGUUGUGAAUUCCCGUGGAUGUAAAAACACAUCUAAUGCAGAGUCUCCUCCCUCAAUGGAAUCCUCAACGUUUUCAGCUCAGCCAAGAAAUGCGGUCUGUGGAUACGCUAUUCAAAAGUCCGAAAGUCCAACAAAAGGAAGAAAGAGGGCUCGAGCUUGUUGAUCAUGUUGUAAAAUGCAUGUUAAUCUUUUUGGACUUGUAGAACGCAGUUGGUGCUCAGUUGUCUAAUAUUAAACUAUUAGAUUUACAGGCUUGUGGGCUAGCUUUCUCAUUUUUCACGUUAAUGAGACCUUUCCAAGUGGACCUUAGCUCAUUAGGGCUACCCACUCAAAUGUUAGACUUCGGCGAAACUUUAAUAAAAUAAACAGUGGAUUUCUUGGCCGGUAGCCACGUGUUAGAGACAUAA